Leptinotarsa decemlineata (Colorado potato beetle) is the source of this 1295-nucleotide messenger RNA. RefSeq lists its product as uncharacterized. NCBI's taxonomy places the organism in Eukaryota, Metazoa, Arthropoda, Insecta, Coleoptera, Chrysomelidae. The record is from RefSeq and is a predicted model, not a curated record.
UUGCUGAAGGUGGUGACUAGAAAGAGUGAGAUUGAAAUUCAAGAGAGAUGGCAGCUAAUUUGAAUGCUGUCAGAUGUCCGAGAUCAGAACGUACAAGUGUUCCAUAUUUCACGUGGAUUGAAAUAUCUAUAUUCAAGGAGUUGUUACAGAAAUACUCAAGUGAUAUUGAGUGUAAGAAAACAGAUGAAGUGAGCAAUUAUAAAAAACUGGAUGCAUGGAUAGAUUUGUGCCGCGAAUUUAAUUUGAGGAGUUCCUAUCACCGCAGAUAUAUUUUUCAUUUGAAGGGCCUCUGGGAGAAUUUAAAAAAAGAUGCUCCAAACUCAACUGACCGUCAGUGUAUCGAUAAUGAAAGUAGACCUCAACAUUCCUCAGAUCAUACUCCAGAAACAGAUCCGGAAGCACAGGCUACGUUUAAAGAAGGUACAGAAUGUUUGCAGUUGGAGGAGAAGAACAGAACAGGCAAAAUUGCUUCACCUACUAUGGAAGUAGUCCUCAGAAGGCAGCUGAAAAUCGCCAAUCUGAAUCUGAUAAGGGCCACUCACCAAGAACUUCAAAAAGAAGCUGUUCGUAAAGGAAUAUUAUUCGAACUAGACAGAAAAAGAAAGGAGUUAGAAAUAGAGAUUAUGAAAUUAGAUAUUCUCAAGCGAAAGAAAGAAUUGGAUUCCUCUGAAAAGGGCAAUUCAUCCAAAUCUUGUUGAUAAAACUAUUAGCUGUUGAAAUAUUUCGUAUUAACAUUAAUCAGGAAGUAAAGUAAUAUAGUAUAAUAGAAUAAGUAAAGUAAGAAUAAGUAAUAGGUAUAAUAGACAAUUACAACCGAUUUCUCCACCUUGGAAAACAGUAGGAUUUAGCAGUUUUCUGUAAGAGUAUGACUUGGACUUAGUUAUAUAAUGAUCAUUUGUCAUUUGUUUGAGGGGUAGUUACAAGUACAAUGGAACAUACAAAACUAAUUUCGGUCUUCAUAGUAUUUGGCAAACUGCUGAAAAAUAUUCAAUCGUUUCAAUUCCUCCUUAACGUUAUAUUACCAAUAACGUGAAGUGCUCAAAAUAGUCGACUCAUUCCAUUCUUUUUCACGGCAAAGAAAAUGAAAUAAAAUAAAUGGUUGGAACGAAGAGUGAAGGCCAAAACUUAAUACAAGAGACAUUUGUCAUUUUAGUAAUCAACAAUCGGCGCUUUUUGUUGAAACUAAUCUUAUUCCAGUUUGAGGGCAAACACUAUGUGGAUGAGCACUGAUUCUAGAUAAAACUGGAUUCUGUGCAGUCUUUAAUGUUACAUAAUAACUUUUUUGAAGUUAUACA